Batrachochytrium dendrobatidis JAM81 is the source of this 1527-nucleotide messenger RNA. RefSeq lists its product as uncharacterized. The record is from RefSeq and is a predicted model, not a curated record. NCBI's taxonomy places the organism in Eukaryota, Fungi, Chytridiomycota, Chytridiomycetes, Rhizophydiales. The coding region runs from base 1 to 1527 and encodes 508 amino acids. The transcript has 9 exons.
AUGACAACAAAGGAAGAGUGGUUGCAGUUGGUAGACCAAGAAGAGGGAGAAUCUCUUGCUCUUGCUCUUGUUGAAGAUAUUCUGCAGCGCUCACAACAUGUACUGUUUGAAAAACACAUUGAUGUUCAAGUGCUUCCUUAUACUGUCAAUUUUGCACGAGAUACUCUCGUUUCACUCGUCAAUUAUAGAUUCUUUCGACGUGACCCAGGAAACAUUGACCCAGAACUCUGGGAGCAAGAUGAAGAGCCAGAGCCAGUACACAUCGAUUCAUGGGCACGAGGAGCUGUUUCUACACGAACUCUAUCAUCCCAUAUUUUAAGAACAGAGCAUUCAAAACAUACUUCUGCCAACCCAAAAAAAUCUGAUAUGGUAGCAAAAGCAGUCGAACUUGUUCACAAAGAAUCGGGAACAUCAAAAAUUAAACUUAUUGAUCACGCUCCAUCAAAGACAAGACAAUCUGAAUGGAAAGCCACGCUGCCUUUAGCCUCCGUUUCAUUAAAACCCAUUACUACUCUGCAUAGCCCAAAAAGUCCAGCUCGAUCAAUCCAUAGUUCGACUCGAACAGAUAUUGCAUUUGGUACACAUGAAACAUCAAGUGUUAUUACACCACUGUCCCAUAACGCUCACGCACAUCAUUCCAACUCCAAUCAUGUUGCAUUGAACCAUCAAAACACUCCAGCCCUAUCGAUUGCUUCAAAAGGAUCAAAAGAUAAGCAUACUUUGAUAAAAAGUCAAGUCCAACACCAGAUAAAGUAUGAUUUAGAUGAAUGUGUGGCGAUUACCAAACGUACUGUGCCAGAAAAGCUCAUCACUCAAAAAACGGCGGUAGUUUUACUAGAUGAGAAGCGUUUAGCUACUGGAUUGAAUUCAUUACAGGCUUUUGGAAAAUCAAGGCAUGAUGGACCUGCAAGUGAUGCUCACGACCACGAAAGAAACCGAUCAACAAGGUUUGAUGAUAUCACAAGUGUACAAAAAAACUUUAUCCAUACUGGCCAACCCGGUCAAUCUGGUCAAAAACCUUGCACCAAACUUUUAGGCAAUCCAAAGCCAACUAAGAUUGAAUGCCCCAAACCGCCAUCAAACGUAAAACCCAAAGAGAUGGGUGGAAAUGUGCGUAGAACAUCAAAGAUCAAAAACGCAAUGCAUUGUUCCAGUCAAGAUCAAUCAAGUGUCGCCAAUCCUACUAUCGACAAAAAUGAACAUUCACAAGACCCUUUGUCAAGGACUAAAUUACUGGUAAAGUUUAAUGUUUUCCAAUGCACAAUGAUUGCAAUUCGAACCAAUGCAAAAUCGAUUUCUAAAACAAAACUAAAGCAAGGCGCAACACAUAAAGAUUCGCCACUGAUUCAAAAGAUGUUGAUUCAACCACCACACUUGCCAGAAAUCAUAUCGAAUUCACAAGAGCAACAUAAAUUCAAUAUGUCGCAGGGGGUUCUCAAAAACACAUGUGAUCUAGUAGAACCAACUACUACACAAUCAGCAUAUACACCGACUGAUGGAGUGAAACUCGCACCGAAAAGAAAUUGA